Molecule: messenger RNA, 2469 nt
Organism: Phycodurus eques (leafy seadragon)
Lineage: Eukaryota; Metazoa; Chordata; Actinopteri; Syngnathiformes; Syngnathidae
Product: endothelial PAS domain-containing protein 1-like
Biological process (GO): cellular response to hypoxia; regulation of transcription by RNA polymerase II
Molecular function (GO): protein dimerization activity; DNA-binding transcription factor activity, RNA polymerase II-specific; RNA polymerase II transcription regulatory region sequence-specific DNA binding
Source: RefSeq, a predicted model, not a curated record
GGCGGCUGAUGCGUUGAAGGGGGAGGGGCUAGGAGGGGGAUGCUCUUCCUGCCUCGGCUGACCUUUUGACAUCUAAUUGAUGCCUGACUGACGGACUCACUAACCGUCCUAGACGCUCUACGUGAUGAGAGUCGACAAGGAACGGAGAAGGGCGAUCAGCCGCGAGGCCGCCAGGAAGAGGCGGCGAGUGGAGUCGGACGUGUUUGCGGAUUUAGUGCGCCUGCUGCCCCUCCGAGCCUCCGUCAGGGCUCACCUCGACAAGCCCACCGUUAUCCGCCUGGCUCUCUGCUACAUCCGACUUAAAACACUGCUCAAAGACGAGAUGUACGCGUCAAAGUUUUUCAUGAGAGGAGCCGACCUCCAUCAGAAUUUGAAGGACGAGAUGGAGGCCAUGGACGAGACCGAUGUCUACCUGAGGGUCCUGGAGGGAUUUGUCAUGGUGCUCUCCUCCGAGGGGGACAUGAUGUUCCUUUCCGACAACGUCGGCCGCUACCUGGGCCUCACACAGACUGACCUAAUGGGCCACAAUGUUUUUGAGUUUACGCACCCCUGUGACCACGAAGAAAUCAGAAGUAACCUCCGCCUUUCUGCAGAAGAGUUUUGGAGCGACGCAAAACGUGACUUUGUGGUGAGGAUUAAGAGCACGCUAACCCUCACAGGACGAAGCACCAACCUCAAGUCGGCCACGUGGAAGGUGUUGCAGUGCCAGGGCCGAGCGCUGACCCGCGCUGACCCCUUCCUGGCCUCCUGCCUGCUGCUCAUUUGUCGUCCUCUGCCCCUGUCUCACACGCUCCUCUGCUCUCGCACCUUCAGGAGCCAGCACAGCAUGGACAUGAGGUUCAUGCACUGCGACCACAGAGUGACGUCAAUUUUAGGGUACACGCCCCACGAGCUGGUGGGUCGCUCCAUCUACGAGCUUUGUCACACGCUGGACACAGUCUGUUUGAGCAAAUAUCACAUCAACUUGUACUCCAAGAGCCAGUCGGUGAGCGGUCGCUACAGGAUGCUGGCGAGGGGCGGCGGGUACGUGUGGGCGGAGAGCCACAGCGCCGUGCUACCAGGGCCCCGAGCGCCCAAGUCGAGAGCCGGGGCGCCGCGGCCCCUCUUGAUCCUCUGCGUCACCUACGUGCUAAGCAGCGUGGAGGAGCCCUUCCUGCAACUCUCCCUGGAACAAAAUAUAUAGCAUCGCUACGUGAGCUGCAGCUAAGGAAGUGACGCAGACCUUAAAACGGUCCGUUUCCCAGCGGAGUCCGUCAUUGCUGAUGCGGCAUUUCGACACGAAGUGCAACUGAAGAAAUGAUGCUCGCUGAAACGACGGAGCCCUUAAAACGGUCCGUUUCUCUACGCAGUCCGUCAUUGCGGUUUGCGGUCAUUUCAAUGCGCGGAGCAACUGAAGAACCGAUGCGCUCCCGAGACAAACCGGCCCUUAAAACGGUCCGUUUCUCUAUGGAGUCCGUCAUUGCAUUCUGCAGGCAUUUCAAUGUGGCGAUUUGGAGCAGGAUACUUUUUUAUUGGUUUCAUUUUGUUUAGGAAAUUCAGCAGUCUAUCGUUUUGGCUUGACGCAGUCGUUUUAGGGUCAUUUUUGGACAUUUUGAAAAGGUUUACUUAGCAACGUGUCGUUUGGUACCUGUAGCUAUCAUGAGUACACCCACAAAAAAGUCUCAAGAACCCCUGCCGUAAAACAAAGAGCAGGUCCGCCAUUUUAGUUUGAAAUGUACAUUUUAGGCUCCGUUUGGCCAUUUGCAGGCCUCCUUUUUAUCAGCCGUGUAAAACUAAAAGCCCAAAGCGAUUGUCGACGGUUUUGAUUGCGGUCGUCGGACCGCUACGGGCGAGAGUGACGAAAGUGACCCCUUUGACUUGUUCCUGACCUCGCGCUUUACUUCCUUUGGGGUUUCCUUCUGGGUCACCUGACACGUGGGGUGACAGCGAAGGCGUCAGACAUUGGCUACACGCACACGGGCGCGUGCGCACACACACACGUGGAGCGUGCGUAACGUGUGUCGAUGGGGAGAUGUGAGCAGACGCGAGGCGAAGCCGCAACAUCCUGAAGAGAGACGCUCGGUAGGAGAGUUCUCGUGGGAACCUUUUCAACUUUUUACCUCUUGGCCCUCACACACACACACACACACGCACGCACGCACGCACGCAGUUUCGAUUCAACUGAUUUUACGACGACGACUAGAAGACGUUCUCGGGUUCAGGAUGCGUGGUUUAAAUGCAGCUGAAUUGUAUUGAAUUUCAUUUUCUAAUUAAAAAAAAUAUUCGUCCAUAUUCUAUUGUUAACACUUAGCCUUGUAUGAUGUAUGUAUUUUAUUUGAUUUUUUUGUUUGAAUGUUGAAGGAAGCCAGAGUACCCAUUGUAACUCGUGCAAGCAGCCCGGAUUCGAACUACGAACCGCUGAACUGUGAGGCAAACAUGCUAACCACUAGGGAACCGUGCUGCCCUUAUUCAAAUGUAUUCAAAUAAAUA